Parasteatoda tepidariorum (common house spider) is the source of this 1245-nucleotide messenger RNA. NCBI's taxonomy places the organism in Eukaryota, Metazoa, Arthropoda, Arachnida, Araneae, Theridiidae. The record is from RefSeq and is a predicted model, not a curated record.
AUGUUAGUAGAUCAGAUUAAAAGAAGGGUUUCGCUUGAAUUUAAAGAGAACUUUCAUGAAGAGUGGGCCUCUAUAAAGUCACCUAAAGAAUUUGUGACAAAGAUUGAGGAAUUUGAAGAUGCUAGGAACACCAUUGAUGGGAAAUCUAAACCUAACGAACCUAAAAACAAAACAAUGUAUAAAUCUACUAGAAAUAAUAAUUUUGGGGAUUAUAAAUACAAAGAUAAACAUUUCUCUUGGAGGAAAAUUAAUGAAACGCGUAAUUCUACAAGUAAAUCAGAGAUUUCUUUUGACCAAAAAAGGAAGUUAAGAUGUUACGAAUGUGGUUCUAUGGAACAUCUCAGGCCACACUGUCCUAACCUUAGAAUUCCCAAAUCUGAGGCAAAAAGGAUCGAAACAAUAUCGGAUAAAAACUUAUUAGAUCCGUAUACUUUUGAAGGAAUAAUAAAUGGAUUUAAGAUGCCCAUUCUCAGGGAUACAGGAGCAACUGUUGAUGUUGUUUGUCAGAAAUAUGUCAGUAGGGAUAGAAUGACAGGAGAACACGUUUGGGUUAAACAUAUUUUUGAUAACCAUAUGACAUGUUUACCUGUCGCUAAAAUUGAUGUAGAGUGUAAUUUAGGCAUGAUAACAACUAAAGCUGUAGUUGUCGGAAAUGACUUAGAUCAGGGACGUUAUCUUUUAGGAAACGAAACUGCGUCUCUUUUUGAACNCGAAACUGCGUCUCUUUUUGAACAAUCUGUGGGAAAUGGUGGUUCAAAAAUUGAAACUGUAAAUGCCGUUAUUACAAGGUCUCAAAAUCAACAGAUUAAAAAUCAGGAAAAUUUAGUCGACAAGGAGUUAGACGUCGAAGAGGAAAACGUUGAACUUGAAGAGAGUGAUUCACAAGAUAUGGACGUUUUACCUCAGUUAGAUAAAAAUGACUCGACUCUAGAUGUUAUUAAAAUAGACUCUAGUACUUUUAUUGAAGAACAGAAAAAAAGCAAAGAGUUAGUACCAUUAUUUGAGUUAGCUGAAAAUGAGGAUAAUCAAACUGAUUUUAAAAUAAUUAAUGGGGUUUUAGUGAGAAAAAAAAUAGAUAAACUGGGGUUUGAAAAAAAUCAGAUCGUUGUUCCGGAAACACUUAGGGAGCAAGUUAAAAAGAUAAGUCACGAAGACACAUCUUGUCAUUUAGGGAUCAAUAAAACGAAGGGCAAUUGUUAUAAAGAUAUUAAAGAAUAUGUUAAGUCGUGUGAUGCUUGUCAGCGA